CAUGGCUUAAUCAUUAGAUUUUCCGUUCAAUUGAUUCAAGUUCAGUCAAAGGGUUUCCGAAGGACCCAAAGGAAGCUACUGGAAGAAAUCUUCUAUGUGGGAAGAAUAUUCUCAUAGAUAUGAGCAUACACGCAGCUUAUGUUAAGGCCAUACGGUCAGCUCAGCACUUCAUCUACAUUGAAAACCAAUAUUUUCUUGGAUCAUCAUUCAACUGGGAUUCGAACAAGGACUUGGGUGCUAAUAAUCUAAUCCCGAUGGAAAUCGCACUUAAGAUUGCUAAUAAGAUUAGAGCAAGGGAGAAGUUUGCUGCUUAUAUUGUCAUUCCAAUGUGGCCGGAAGGUGCUCCAACAAGUAACCCUAUUCAGAGGAUUCUCUACUGGCAGCACAAAACAAUGCAAAUGAUGUAUCAAACCAUCCACAAGGCACUUGUUGAAGUUGGUCUUGAUGGCCAGUUGGAGCCACAAGACUUUUUGAACUUUUUCUGUCUUGGAACCAGAGAGGUCCCUGAUGGAACAGUUAGCGUAUAUAAUAGUCCACGGACUCCACCCCAGCCAAAUGCAAAUGCAAAUUCUUCACAGGUGCAAGCUUUGAAGAGUCGGAGAUUCAUGAUAUAUGUUCAUUCCAAAGGUAUGGUAGUGGAUGAUGAGUUUGUCUUAAUUGGUUCCGCGAAUAUCAACCAGAGAUCCUUGGAAGGAACUAGAGACACUGAAAUCGCCAUGGGAGGGUAUCAGCCUCACCAUUCAUGGGCUAUGAAAGGUUCUCGUCCUCGUGGUCAGAUUUUUGGAUAUAGAAUGUCCUUAUGGGCAGAACAUCUAGGGUUUCUAGAGCAAGGUUUCGAGGAACCAGAGAACAUGGAAUGCGUAAGACGGGUAAGGCAAUUGAGUGAGCUCAAUUGGAGACAGUAUGCAGCAGAGGAGGUAACAGAGAUGCAAGGUCAUCUUCUCAAGUAUCCAGUUCACGUCGAUAGAACAGGCAAAGUGAGUUUUCUUCCUGGAUGCGAGACAUUCCCAGAUCUCGGUGGCAAGAUCAUAGGCUCAUUCCUUGCGCUCCAAGAAAACCUCACCAUCUAAAAUAUUUGUUCUUUGUUUUUUCCACUUCAAAAAGUAGCUCUCUGAGUGUGAUCUGAAUGAAAAGUGUGCCUUUAGGGUCUACGUGCUGUAAAUUUAUUUUUUCCAAUUAUUUCAACUGAUGAUCUAUCAUAGUGUGUUUUGGACUUUUUCUACUGCUACUUCCAAUUUGCGUUA
Messenger RNA from Camelina sativa (false flax), 1244 nucleotides. The record is from RefSeq and is a predicted model, not a curated record. NCBI's taxonomy places the organism in Eukaryota, Viridiplantae, Streptophyta, Magnoliopsida, Brassicales, Brassicaceae.